Cooperia oncophora is the source of this 882-nucleotide messenger RNA. The record is from the annotation of a GenBank genome assembly. Lineage: Eukaryota; Metazoa; Nematoda; Chromadorea; Rhabditida; Trichostrongylidae.
UUGUUCAGAUUCAAUGAACUUUCAUGGGCACCUUUGGUAACGGAAUCGCAUCCUUCGGGUAUUAUUUUCGGUGGAACCGAAAAUGGCACUGUUGUGUUUUUAGACGCUCAUAAAUUAGUAAAUGAUUCAUCAUUGUCAGUGAUAUCCUCUCGUCGUGACCAUCAGGGUCAUGUGUUAUCAGUGGACUAUUCAUCUGAUAACAGAUGGGCAAUAUCAGCGGGUAGUGCUCAAUUGUUGCUAUGGGAUCUGACGAAUCUUGCAACACCGUUUUCACCUGGUACACCGAAUUUUGCUGAGCAGGUGAAACGAGUACGAUGGAAUAGAUCUAUGAGCAACAUUGUCGCAUCGUUAACGUCGUAUCGCGGAAGUUUGUGGGAUAUGCGACAUCCUGGCGGUCCGAUUUUAGAAUUUGCCGAGGUAAGGUAUCGAGUGUUAAGGUGUACCUCAUCAUCGUUCUUCUUCACUUCUCAAUAUCCGCUAGUCUAUGAACUCGAAAACAAGCAAUCUUCUUAUCCGUGUAGGACUACCUUUCUCCCCUUAGCAAGGUUGCUUUUCAAGAUCGGUACUGGAGCUGAUUGGGCAGAUAUUUGUUGGAAACCAGACGACUCAUCUACGCUGAUUAUGUGCAGUCAGUUAGCAUUGGCGCCAGGUGUGCAGAAAUGGGAUCUUCGCUAUACGACACAGCCGGUGAAUGAGUUUCAUGUGCAUGAUCGCGGGACAACAGCGAUCGAUUGGCAUGGAAAAGAUCCGCGUAUGGUUGUGUCAGCUGGUAACGAUGGCUUCGUAAGAGUUUUUAGUCCGGAAACAGGUGAAGUAUUUGGUGCUGUACAACUGCAGCAGGUGAAUUUUUACGGUAAUUCUGGUACAAAACCUUUUCUAUAA